CCUUUAGCUGUAGGUCUCGUUUCUGUUCAAUGAGUGGUACCACAUUUGUGAACUUCCUGCUACAAAUGCUACAGCCUGCACUAGAUUCAUCUCACAGUUACAUCAAAGAGGCUUUCUUAAGGGUGAUGAUAUCACAUAUUGGUUUUUCCAUUUCCUUCUGGUUCAAAGUUCAGAUUCAUUAUCAAUUCAAACAACACACUUCAUCAGUUCCCGGAUCAACCGAAGUUGUUUUUCUGGCUAAGGUUCUGUCUCAUUCUUGGAGAUGCAGAACGGAAGAAAGCAUUUUUCAACCCCAAGUUGUAUUCCAGAUUGUUUGUUAAGUGGUUUUUGGGUCUUGUUUCCUAUGAUCCUCUUCCUGAUGCUGCCAACUUCUAGGUAAAAAUUCUGUUUGCAUGUUUGAACAAUCAUACUGUUAGUUUCUCAUGUAUAUUUCCUCAUUUGGUACUUUGAGGUGUUAACGUCUUUUGCAAAUUCUUUCCACACAUUACAAACCGUGAAAGUUCCUAGUUUCAGGUAGUUAUUUGUUUACUUUUUGGCUGCUUCUCUUUGGAAAAUAGUUAACUGGAUAAAUCUGCCUUAUUUUUCUUUAGAUUCAUUGUUAUAUGUCUACUAGGAAUUAUGAUGUGUGUAGUGCUACUAGGUUAGACGGUGCU
Asparagus officinalis (garden asparagus) is the source of this 653-nucleotide messenger RNA. RefSeq lists its product as uncharacterized. The record is from RefSeq and is a predicted model, not a curated record. NCBI's taxonomy places the organism in Eukaryota, Viridiplantae, Streptophyta, Magnoliopsida, Asparagales, Asparagaceae. The transcript is spliced from 4 exons. Bases 30 to 320 code for a protein of 96 amino acids.